This is a messenger RNA of Phaedon cochleariae (mustard beetle), 2302 nucleotides long. Lineage: Eukaryota; Metazoa; Arthropoda; Insecta; Coleoptera; Chrysomelidae. The record is from the annotation of a GenBank genome assembly.
GAAGAAGAUGACAUAACCACAAUAAUGACAUCCAUCCCGAUAGCUGUUCGUAGUUCUUCUGGAAUUGAGCUCCUGCUUGGACCACCUAAUUAUGGAUAUGAACAGGAAUUCACAACUGUCCAAACCAAAUCAUGUCGGACCAUGCUUUUCAGUCCUGAUGGCCAAUACUUGGCCUAUGUGAUUGAGCAGACGUUGAAAGUCUUACGAACAGAUACUUGGGUGGAUGUAGCAGUGAUAAACAAUGUCAAAGCAUACCACUUGGCUUUUUCACCUAAAGGCUCAUUUCUUAUGAGUUGGGAGCCUUUCACAGUAAACAAUGCUAAUCCUCAGGGUAGCCCAAACUUGAAGAUUUACAAAUCUGAAAAUGGAGAGCUUGUGAAGACCUUUGUUCACAAGAAACAAGGAAACUGGGAACCACAGUGGAGUGCAGAUGAAAAACUAUUUUCAAGAGUAGUAAAUGUUGAUGUAGUAUUUUAUGAGGAUCUCAAUUUUGAGAGAAUUGUUGCCAGAAUAAAUUGCUAUAAGGUUGCCUCAUAUAAAUUGUCACCAAAUUUAGGUACUUACUUCCUAUUGUGUCAUACUCCAGGCAGUCCAGGACAGCCAUCAUUUGGAAGGUUAUUCAAAUAUCCCAGUUUUGAAGCCACCCAAGCCUUAGCUAACAAAAGUUUCUUUCAAGCAGAUAAAGUAGAUUUCAUUUGGAACUCAAAAGGCAAUAAUGCUCUUUUGAUGACUUCAACUGAAGUUGAUAAAACAGGUGGUUCAUAUUAUGGUAAACAAGGUUUAUAUUUCAUUGGAUUGAAUGGUCAAACUGCUAUGGUGACUCUGAGUAAAGAAGGCCCCAUAUACAGUGUUGAAUGGUCCCCAAAAAACCAUGAAUUUUGUGUAGUGUAUGGAUUCAUGCCAGCAAAAGCCACUAUUUUCAAUUUGAAAUGUGAACCUGUUUUUGAGUUGGGAACUGGUGCAAAAAAUUCCAUCUACUACAAUCCUCAUGGAAAUAUACUCCUCUUGGCUGGGUUUGGUAAUUUACGUGGACAAAUUGAUGUUUGGGAUGCAGUGAGCAAAAAAAAAGUUGCUAAUUGUGAUGCACCAGAUACCACUCUCUUACAUUGGGCAGCAGAUGGUGAACACUUUUUGACAGCUACUACUGCUCCUAGAUUGAGGAUUGGAAAUGGAUACAAGAUAUGGCAUUAUUCUGGAUCACUCCUAUUUGAGAGACCCUCAAAACAAGAGGAACUGUAUGACGUUCAAUGGAAAAACUAUCCAAAAUUCACCUACCAAGAACCUACUAUUAAAACUGAAAAAGUAGAAGGCAUUGCUCCCAGUCAACCCCAGGCCUCUACGCAAGCAUAUAGGCCUCCGUCGGCAAGAAAUCGACCAGAAAAAAAGUUCAGUUUGUAUGAUGAUGAUGAUUCAAAUCAACAAACAGGUAAGGAAUCCACUCCUUCAAAGAUUGCCCUUAAACAAAAGAAAAAACGAGAAGCAAAAAAAGCUAAAAAACUUGAAGAUGUGAAUGAAGGUGAAUCUAAAGAACCACCAGUUGUAAGUUCCAUCAAGAUUGAAUUGACUGGGGAUCCUGAAUUAGAUAGAAAGAUGAAGGCUAUCAAAAAGAAACUUGAUGCUAUAGAAAAACUCAAGCAUCAACAAGCACAAGGAAAAUCUUUAGAAGUCAAUCAGAUUGAGAAAAUUAAGGGGGAAGCAGAUUUGUUACAGGAAUUGGAGAAUCUAAAAGUGUGAUUUUGUCUUGAACAUUAUUUUGAUUUUAUCUAUAAAAAUAUCCAUUUAUCAGUCAUUUUUUAUUUAUGUGAUCUCCCUGUUCUCAAAUUGAGUUAUCUCUAUAACAGUUCUACUUUUAUAAUGAAUUAUACAUAUGUUAUGGAAGAAAUGUCUCAUAUAAAGAAAAACCAACAUGAAAAUAAAUUUAAUGAUAACAGCUAUAGUACAUAAAAACAAAACAACUACAUUAUCAACUAAUAGUACAUUGGAAAUAUCUAAAAUAGAUUUAUAAAAAUAUGAAAUAGUACUUUGUACACAAUAUAUAGAAUUAAUCUAUCAUUAUAUUUAUUCCUAUAUAAUUUUUGUUCAGUCACCAUGAAAAGCCAUUCAUGUUGAGUCAUUAUUUGACUUUCAAAUUCAGCAUAACCAAAUACAAUGUUUUUACAGGUUGAAAUUAUUCAAAAUAGAUUACCCGAUUUUCUUCCAAUGUACAGAGCAGAAAGCAUUCAUAUUUGCUUUACUGAAUCAUGUUUGGAAUUCAUAGAGACUCAAUGAUGCCCAAUAAUAAAGUACAUAACAAACAAAGCUU